AUAUGCGAUGGCCCUCUACAAUCAGCACGUCUGCCCUGUUCACAACUGGUUGUACAACGAGUCGUGUGAGGAGCAGCUCCCUCUGCAGAGAGGACCUGAGCUGUGCUGCAGUCUGGACAACAUUCCACUCAUCAGUAAAUGUGGAACUCUGCCUCCUGAGAGUUGCUUCUUCAGCCUUGUCUGCAGCACGGGAUCCUUCAUGGUCAUGCUGAUCAGCCUGCUGCGUUACGCUCACGUCAUCGAGAGGCACCAGAACUGCGUCCUGAACACGGCGAGCCUUUCCACGGGCUGGAUCUGCGCCGCUGGUCUCAUCAUGGUGGGAAACUUCCAGGUGGAUUUUGCCAAAGUCCUCCACUACGUUGGAGCAGGAGUGGCCUUCCCAUCCAGCAUGCUGUUUGUGUGUCUUCAGUCGGCUCUGACCUACAGGCUGGCCAAAACCCAGGAGGAAUACCGGGUCGGUCACUUCCGAGUGGGGAUGGCGCUGUUAGCUCUGGUCGCUCUGGUGCUCAGUGGAGUGUUUUUCUGCCAGGAGAGCUUCGCCCUGCAGCACACCUCCGCCAUCUUCGAGUGGGUCUACUGCAUGAUCAUCAUGCUGUUUUACGGGACGUUUGCCUUUGAGUUUGGGGACAUGUCGGCGGAUACCCUGAUGGUGCUCUCCAGAGGAGGAGGAGGAGUGCACGGCUUCUCCCCUCCUGCACACAAGACAGACGCUGGUGGAGUGGCCAGAGAAUUUAUUGAUCCUGUAGAUGAACAAAACUGCUGCUGCUCCGCUGGAGGUCACAGGGAAACGUGAAGACCCUAAGGUGGAGGGCAGAUUCUGUAAAGACACACAAACUUCUACCCUGCGUGUAAAACUGCAGAUUGUUGCACAACAUCACACGUGCCUUCACCGAGAGGAGCUAGCUCCAUGUUUGUUUUAGUUCUCCUUAUGCAACGGUCGCCCUCUGGAUGCUCGGCUGGAGUCGCCUUUCAUCCGUCCUGGAAAUGCCUCAGAAGUCGCUCCGUGCUGUGACGGGUUCGUCGGGGUUUAGACGCUCGGAUUGUUUCAACUCAGGAAGAUUUGUUACAUCACAUCUGCUUUCACCCGUUCUGUCAGCACUGAGCUUCUCAGUGACAAUAGGAGUACGUUGCCGUAUGCCAAGAAUAAUUUUCUUUCAUCUGAAGUAUUUUUUUUAAAUAGUAAUCACUUGCAAGACUU
Molecule: messenger RNA, 1198 nt
Organism: Austrofundulus limnaeus
Lineage: Eukaryota; Metazoa; Chordata; Actinopteri; Cyprinodontiformes; Rivulidae
Product: transmembrane protein 150A
Source: RefSeq, a predicted model, not a curated record